Messenger RNA from Dunckerocampus dactyliophorus (ringed pipefish), 2822 nucleotides. It is a transcript of the gene mlphb, whose product is annotated as melanophilin b. Lineage: Eukaryota; Metazoa; Chordata; Actinopteri; Syngnathiformes; Syngnathidae. The coding region runs from base 45 to 1658 and encodes 537 amino acids. The transcript has 14 exons. Gene Ontology annotation, biological process: intracellular protein transport. Gene Ontology annotation, cellular component: cortical actin cytoskeleton. The record is from RefSeq and is a predicted model, not a curated record. Gene Ontology annotation, molecular function: actin binding; small GTPase binding; myosin binding.
CCUUCAAAGGAAAUACUGCCUGCAGGCUCUUCAGUCAACAAGUAAUGCUGGGUGUCAUGACCGCGAAGAAGUUGGAUCUAUCCAAGCUCACUGAUGAGGAGGCCAGUCAUGUAUGGCAGGUUGUUCAGCGAGACUUCUACCUGAGGAAGAAAGAGGAAGACAGGCUUGGGGAUCUUAAGACCAAGAUUAAGAGAGAAGACUCAAAGAAAGAAUUUUUGGGCCAUCAGACGUGGCUGACCGAGUCUUACUGUAUCCGCUGUCUCAAACCCUUCAAGUUCCUGGUCAACAGCAAGCGCCAGUGUCUGGACUGUCAGCUGUACAUCUGCAAAGCCUGCAGUCGUUACAAUAUGAGACAGAAUGGCUUUGUGUGUGAUUCCUGCCACAUGACCAGGGUCCUCAAGAUUGGCACACUGGAAUGGUAUCACGAGAAUGUGCGGGCACGCUUUAAGCGCUUCGGCAGCGCCAAGGUGAUGCGAUCACUCUUCAAGAGACUGAGUGGAAAACACACAUACUCUUCUGAUGAUGAUGCUGAACCUCUUGGAUUUGAAGACAGUCGCAUGGAUGCCACUGAUUCACAACAUUAUAAUCAGAUGAAAAAAAACAAAAGGCGUCUAACUGUGGACCCUGUUGAUUUUCAUCUGGAUUGCGGCAUCAGAUCAAGGCGACUAUCUAAUCAGGAGCAAAGCAAAAGUCUGGAUUUCAAUAUGGAUGUUGUGUCUGAUCGUGGAUUGACCCCACAACAAGAUGACCCUGUGUACUCCGACCACCCGACUGUUCCGUCUCGCUCCAUGUCCCGACUCAGCUACUCUUCAUGUGGCAGUGGGAGUGCUGGAGGCCCUUGGGGCACCAGUUGCUAUGCUGUAGGCCCUGAUGACUCAGAGGAGGACCCAGUCUUCCAGUCCCAUUUGAGACCAUUUAAUCACAUUUCCCAGGAGAGCCUCAACUACCCGAACCCCCCACCACAGAUCACUGACCUGGACAGACGAAUGUCAGCUAUAGAGACUCUGUUAAACCGCUUGCAGAUCACUUUGACCUCCAAUCAGACUAAGGAAUCUCCUCGGGUUCCAGACAAAGCGUCUCCUCCUCAUGGGUGGGAGAAGGUCGACAUUGAGGAGCAUCAACUAAGACUAAAACUGAAUGAAAUGACAUGUGACAUAAGCGACCAUAGCCUGAGUUCUGAUGAAGAGGAGUCCAACCUCCAAAAGAUGGCAGCAGCAGUAGCAACAAAUCAAGAGGGAGACAAAGCACUCACCAGAACACCUUCCAGACCCACUUCGAGAGCAAGCAUUGUGCUCCCCAGAUUGACAGAGCUGAACCCUCAGCUGUCAGACUCUGACAAGAGAAACUCUUCAAUUGAGAGCGUGGAAAAUAAGUGUCACAUCCACGAGGAGGAGUCCAAGUCAGACUUUAAAGGUUCAACAGCCUUACUGUUUGAACUGGAGGACAAGAUAGCCCAAGCUGCUGCUGAUGUGCAGAAUACACUCACUCAGGUGUCUUAUAUUGAGAACAGGAUUGCUGCUCUGAACACUGCUGGCAUGCCAGUGGACAAAAGGCUGAAGUCUGGAAUCACAAACCAAACCAGAAGACUUUCCCAAAACUUUCCCACAAAAAGCAGUCAACAAGCAGGACUCGUAAGGAGGAGACUGAGCCUGAUGUGAGACAGUCCAAAUUCCUCAUUCGACUCAAGUCGAUUUCGACUCAACUUUUAUCCAGUAACAUUUCAUGCUCCCACAAUGUCCAGUUAAUCCACAAAUUAACCUAAAAAUGGUAUACUGUAUUGAAUAGAAUUAUACUUACAAAUGUAUUAUUUCUUAGAUCUUACAUAGUAACGCAUGCAGUAUCUCUCAGUGACUACUGUACAUUGCUACCAUUUGAGCAACCACUUUAUUAUAUCUUCUCAAUGGACAAUUCAAAGGAAAUGAAACUUGGAUAUACUCCAGAGCAGUCUAGUACAGGUUAUAUACAAUGGGGGGGGAGUAUUUCAUACUAAGACAACGCAGUAUUUGACUGUGUUGGCCAACACACUAAACACUAGACCACCGUGCAGCCCAUAUAUAUAUAUGUAUAUAUGAAUAUAUGCAUAUAUAUAUAUAUGAAAAUAAAGGAUAUAAAUGAAUUUCUGUCUGAUUGAGUGAAAUCAUCAUUUGAUCCUUUACCAACCACAGACCGAUUAUGUGUCCCUGAAACACACAAAUGAGUCCUGUCCAUGUCCUUUCGGAAAGUACUCCUAAUCUUAACACAUUAUGUGGAUAAACGACAAAUGCCACAGAAACAGUCUUUUCCAUUCAGACCUCUCCACCACCACGGGCAAGACCAAAGAGCUGUAAAAGGACAUCAGGGACAAAAAUGUAGACCUGCACAAGACUGGAAUGGACAACAAAACUUUUGAUGCCAUUACUGGUUGGACGAUAUUAUCGGACAUCGCUACAUUUUUGGAAAUUAAAUUUGUACAUGUUCACUGUAUUGUCCCUUGAGAAGAUGUAAUUAAAUGGUAGGUGAAAAGUGAGCGGUGUGAUAUCAUAUCUAAAUAUGUCUGCUUUUUUAUUUAGCACAUUGGAAUGGCACUGAUUUUUCACUGAUUUAUGUCUUGUGUUAACACACAUAUGAUGGAAGUAAAUUUUUGCUGAAAAUGUUCAGCAAUUAACCAAUGUUUGUUUUUCUGCUUCAGUUGGUUGAAAAUGAAUUUCAAGUCAGUACUGGCAUUGCUAUAUGGUGACCCUUGUGUGUAACCACGGUUCUAAAAAUACAUUUGUCUGAAUGCUUGGGUCACGUCAAACAUGAUUUGCGAAAGUGGUGGGUCUAUUUACCUGAUUAGAUUAUAU